Messenger RNA from Carassius gibelio (silver crucian carp), 3611 nucleotides. It is a transcript of the gene ddx10, whose product is annotated as DEAD (Asp-Glu-Ala-Asp) box polypeptide 10. The record is from RefSeq and is a predicted model, not a curated record. Gene Ontology annotation, molecular function: RNA helicase activity; nucleic acid binding; ATP binding. The coding region runs from base 83 to 2626 and encodes 847 amino acids. Gene Ontology annotation, biological process: rRNA processing. The transcript is spliced from 18 exons. Gene Ontology annotation, cellular component: nucleus. Lineage: Eukaryota; Metazoa; Chordata; Actinopteri; Cypriniformes; Cyprinidae.
CUGCCAGCAAAGAUCUCGCGAGGUAAACCUUCACGUGUUGUUACGCUGUUACGCACUAGCUAGUCAACGAAACAAAUUGAAAAUGCGGGAUAAAAAGGAUAAAGCUAAAACGCAGAUAGACGAUGACCCUGUGAAGAAUUUUGAGAAAUGGAAAAGGAAAUACAACAAAACCAAGAAACGAGUCCAAAAAGUUCAAAAGAGCACCAAGAAACGCGACUAUGAGGUGGAGAGAGAAGUCAUACAGAAGCUGGUGAAUAAAUACUCCGAGAUCAAUCCCAAAGAAGCUGUGAAGUUCUCUGAUUUUCCACUCUCAAAAAAGACUCUGAAAGGUCUUCAUGAGGCUCAGUACAGGCAGCCCACAGAGAUUCAGAGGCAGACGAUUGGCUUCGCUUUGCAAGGGAGAGAUGUUCUUGGUGCUGCAAAGACUGGCUCUGGAAAGACUCUGGCCUUCCUCAUCCCAGUUUUGGAGUGCUUGUACCGUGAACAGUGGACUGCGAUGGAUGGCCUCGGCGCCCUCAUCAUCUCUCCCACCCGAGAGCUGGCCUAUCAGACCUUCGAGGUGUUGAGGAAGGUCGGCAAGCACCAUGAAUUUUCUGCUGGUCUUGUAAUCGGUGGAAAGGAUCUGAAAGAUGAAUCAGAAAAAAUCCAUCGCACCAAUAUCAUUAUCUGCACCCCAGGACGUAUGCUGCAGCACAUGGACGAGACGGCCACCUUUCAUGCUUCAGAUCUCCACAUGCUUGUACUUGAUGAAGCCGACAGAAUUCUGGACAUGGGUUUCGCCGACACACUCAAUGCCAUUAUUGAAAACCUUCCGAAAACACGGCAGACCCUUCUCUUCUCUGCCACUCAGACCAAGUCUGUCAAAGAUCUGGCCAGACUGAGCCUGAAGAACCCAGAGUAUGUGUGGGUCCAUGAGCAGGCCAAGUUCAGUACACCAGCCACUCUGGAACAGAACUAUGUGGUGUGUGAGCUGCACCAUAAAGUCAACAUGCUCUUCUCAUUUUUGAGGAGUCAUGUUAAGAAGAAGAUCAUUGUGUUUUUUGCUUGCUGCAAAGAGGUUCAGUAUCUGUUCAGGGUCUUCUGCCGGUUGCGUCCAGGUAUCUCCGUACUUGCUUUGCAUGGAAAACAGCAGCAGAUGAAGAGGGUGGAGGUUUAUAAUGACUUUGUCCGCAAGACCUCAGCCGUCCUCUUUGCCACAGACAUCGCUGCCAGAGGACUUGACUUCCCUGCUGUGAACUGGGUGCUGCAGUUUGACUGUCCUGAAGAUGGAAACACAUACAUCCACAGGGUGGGCAGAACAGCCAGGUAUAAGGAGGGAGGCGAAGCUCUUCUUGUCCUAUUGCCGUCAGAGGAGAAGGGCAUGAUUGCACAGCUUCAAGAGAAGAAAGUUCCCAUUAACAAAAUCAAGGUGAACCCAGAGAAGUUGGUGUGCGUCCAGCAGAAGUUGGAGGCCUUCCUGGCACAGGAGAAGGAGCAGAAGGAACGAGCACAGAGGUGUUUUGUGUCCUACCUCCGCUCCGUCUAUCUGAUGAAGAACAAAGACGUCUUUGAUGUUUUCCAGCUCAAACUCCCAGAAUAUGCAAUGUCACUGGGUUUGGCGGUGGCUCCGCGGGUCCGUUUCCUCAGUAAGGCCCAGCAGCAGAAGAGUGGGGUGACGGAGGACCACAGAGGCGCUGCAGGACACGAGUCUGAAGACGAGCUCAAGAGUUUCAAAGCCCAACUCAAAGGAGAGCAGUCUCAGUCCUCACAGUCUGAGGAUGAUGAUGAGGAUGAUGGUGAUGAGGAGGAGACGAAGCCUGCAGCUCUGCUAUGUGGCUUUAAUGAAGAGGAUGAGGACGACCAGAAUGAUCAGGACCUACUGACUGUCAAGCGUAAAGAUGUGUUCAAUAUCAAUGAAGAGAGCCAGGAUGAGGAGGAGGACACAGAUGCUAAGUCCAAGAUUAAGAAACAAAAGGAAUCCAAAUUCAAAGACGCAAAGAAAAUCCAGAAAAAGAGCUUCAAGGUCAACACUAAGAAGAUCUUCACUGAGGAGGGAGAGGUGGUGCAGCAAUGGCCUCCAUUGCAAAAGACCAUGGUACCAGAUGAAGAGGAGGAGGAGGAGACGUCUGGCAUUAACGUGGAAGCAGCCAAAGAGCGGCUUCGCAAGGAAGACCAGGAGUUUGACAAGAUCGAGUACCGUCGUAAAAUCAAGGAGAAACAUAGGGAGAAAAGACUGAAGGAGAAAGCAGCUCGAAGGGAAGCGAGCAAACAGCAUAAAGAGGAGAAGAAAGGUGAUGAUGACGACGACGACGAUGAUGAGGAGGAGGAGGAGGAGGAGGUGGUAGCGUAUCUGUCAGGUGCCAAUGAAGAAUUUGACCCCAGCACACUUCCUGAUCCCGACAAAGUGCGCAACUCUGAGUCCUCCUCUGAGGAGGAAGAAGGCGAUUCAUCAGACCGAGGUGGCAGGAAGAGAAGUUUCAGCAGCGACAGCAGUGAGGAUGAUGAUGAUAGCGAUGAUGAAGUACAGCAGACACAGGUGGGCAAGAAGAAGCCCAGGAAGGAGUCCACAGUAACUCCUCUGGACACUGGCCUCUCACUGGCUGAAGACGAGGAGCUCGUGUUGCAUUUAUUGGGCAGUCACAGCUAGGUCCCUGUACCUAUUAUCUCCUUAAGACUUCCUUAUUCAUUGAAUUUGUAUGUCGAGUUUAUAAAAUGCCCCUUGACUAAUAAAAUUUAUCCUGAUUGUGAUGGCAACUUUAAGAUGCAUUGCCAUACAUAUCCUUGUGAUUUAUUGUGUUAAGAGUGCAGGUUAUAAUUUCCUUUCCUGCCUCUUGCCUUCUUUACAUCCUCUCCUCCUCAAGAAAGGAAUUGAAUACUCAGGUGGCGUCUUGCCAGACAGCCUCAAAUUACCUACAAAACCCCUGUUUUGCAGUGAAGCAAAAAAACAGCACAGCUGAUGUCAAUCCUGAUAGAGAACCACUGUGAAGUCCCAGGUGCCAUCUAUAACCUAUUACUGUUAAACGGCUCUCAUUAUUUCUGGUUUGAAUAUUGCCUUCCUGUCACAUUGAACAGUCACUUAAUGUGUGAUUUACUCUCCCUCAUUUCUGUGGCAGAAAUAGAAAUGGAGGGUUCUGAAAGAAAACUUUGGUUUUGCGAGUACUGUCCAUUAUUCAACACAAAUCCAUCUUUCUGAAUUGUCUGGUUGUCUGCAUUUAGCUGGCUCAUGUCAGGAGGGGGAUUGGAUUAGGUUUAUAUAUAGCCACCCUUUAGCACCAGCAUAACUUUGCAUUGUUCAGUGGUGACCUUAUCCAACCCUGGUUUUAUCAGAUCCGUCAACAGUGCUCUUGAGACCCAAAUUAUUCUCAACAUUCAUUGUACAACAGUUCGACAGCACGAGUGUGUGUAAAUACAUAAGAAACAACAACGGAAUGUCUUUAAAAAGCCUACGCCUCUGUUACUACGUCACUUGGAGUAAUGUUGAGUUGCUUCAUGAAAGCUUAUUGUAUAACUGUACUAAACGUUAAUUGUAUUGUAUUAAGAGAUUAGUAUGAGAGAGAGAUGAACUAGUGAGAUUACCUGCAUUUAUUCUUCAGCUUAAUCUCAUAUUCAAAAUAAAACAUUUGUUUGAAUGA